Molecule: messenger RNA, 347 nt
Organism: Nannospalax galili (Upper Galilee mountains blind mole rat)
Lineage: Eukaryota; Metazoa; Chordata; Mammalia; Rodentia; Spalacidae
Product: nuclear pore complex protein Nup160-like
Exons: 3
Source: RefSeq, a predicted model, not a curated record
AUGCCCGAAGUGGACGCUACCUGCCCCAACCCCCGCGCCUCUCGCCCCGCCCCCAGAAGUGACGACAGCCACACGGUUCGCCCGUGUCCCGUCAGGCCUCGCGGCUGCGGCAGUGACGGCGGCAGCGGCGGGAAGAUGGCGGCGGCGGGAGCCCUGGAACGGAGCUUCGUGGAGCUGAGCGGAGCGGAGCGCGAAAGGCCCAGGCACUUCCGCGAAUUCACAGCCUGCGGCGUUGGGACUGCCAGUGCUGUGUUUGGAGCUGUGAAAUACGGUGAAAGCGCGGGAGGCUUCUAUUAUGUGGAAAGCGGCAAGUUGUUUUCUGUCACCAGAAAUAGGUUCAUUCAUUG